Messenger RNA from Oxyura jamaicensis (ruddy duck), 1602 nucleotides. RefSeq names its product cysteine-rich venom protein-like. Gene Ontology annotation, cellular component: extracellular region. Lineage: Eukaryota; Metazoa; Chordata; Aves; Anseriformes; Anatidae. The record is from RefSeq and is a predicted model, not a curated record. The transcript has 9 exons. The coding region runs from base 139 to 915 and encodes 258 amino acids.
ACCUGUGACACUGAGUCACCUGGUCCUAUCAGGAAACAGAAGGGCUAUAAAUCAUGCUCCAGUGAAGAACUCCAGUCACUUCCACAACCACCUGCAGUAGGACAGAAGAAGCUUCCAGUCUUCCUGGAAACAAAAGAGAUGAUUCUGCCAAUAGUGUUCCUGUGUCUUGCAGCUGUGCUGUCUCCAUCCACUGGACAGGACAUGAGCUAUGUGCCUCUCCCUUUGCUCACAGUCCCAUCCUCUCUACAGGUACCUGAAGCUUUCACUGCUCUGAUAACUAGCAAUCCUGAUCAGCAAAAGCUAAUUGUUGACAAACACAAUACACUCAGGAGAGGAGUAAGCCCGUCUGCCAGCAACAUGUUGAGGAUGGAAUGGAACCCUGCAGCUGCAACUAAUGCUCAAAACUGGGCAAAUCAAUGUUCUCUCAGUCACAGUCCUUCAAGCCAGAGGAGAACCAAUGUAGAUUGUGGUGAAAAUCUCUACAUGUCAACUGCCCCUUCCUCAUGGUCAGAUGCUAUUCAGGCCUGGUACGAUGAGGUGAAAGAUUUCAAAUAUGGAGUAGGAGCAACAACAAAAGAUGCUGUGAUUGGCCAUUACACUCAGGUGGUUUGGUACAAGUCUUACCAAAUUGGAUGUGGGGUUGCUUACUGUCCUACAAGUAACUAUAAGUACUUUUACGUGUGCCAGUACUGCCCUGCGGGGAAUAGGGAAGAUUUAAUAAAGACACCCUACAAAGAAGGAAAACCCUGUGGUGACUGCCCUAAUGCUUGUGACAAUGGAUUAUGCACCAACCCUUGCAAGUUUCUGGAUCUUUAUUCCAAUUGUCCUCAAUUGGUAAAGGAUUAUGGAUGUGCCAAUACCUUUGUUAACCAGAACUGCCCAGCUUCUUGCCAAUGCAAAACUGAAAUAAAAUAAAAAGCUCAUCACUUUCCACACAUCCAUCUCCUUCAUAGCUUCUUUCACAAAAACAAAGUAUAUCCUACAUUCACCAUGUAUACAGAAAGACUGACUUCAGUCCAGUGAUACAUAUGAGAAAGAGCUACAGGCCAAUGUUAUAUUCUAUUCACAUAAUGCUCUGGAAGUGUAGUGGAGGUGUUAAUUGAGAUUUGGCAUUUGGUUAUCAGACAUAUAUAGUGAUCAGCUUCUCGCAUCUUUGUUUUCCCAAAAUGUUAUUAAAGGAGCACUGAUUGAUUUUCUGUUCUAAAAAGAUCCAUAUGUUUUUUAUGUUCUUAGAAUACUAAUGGAACUAAUCCUAACUUUACCAACAUUUUGAAUUUAUGUACUGGAAACUGGACCAGAAGAUAAAUGGCAUUACCUGAAAUAUGUAAUUCUCAAAAUAAAGUAAAAUAAAAGAAAAGAAAUUAGGAGAGAAAAUCAUCUUCCACUAGUACUAUACUGGUUUGUAAUGUUGUAACGUGUCUUUUGCUGACAUACUUUCUACUGCAAAAUAGUAACACCUAUUGCUUAAAAAAAAAAAAAGAGUAUAGUUCAUUUAUAUUAAUGAUCCUUUUUAUAAUGCAAGAUUACACUUAGCAUAAAUACAAAUAACCAAAUCUGCUCUCUAAUCAAAAAGAACAGCCUGAUAAAAUGGUUUAACUCACA